Molecule: messenger RNA, 2405 nt
Organism: Dermochelys coriacea (leatherback sea turtle)
Lineage: Eukaryota; Metazoa; Chordata; Testudines; Dermochelyidae
Gene: EVL
Product: Enah/Vasp-like
Exons: 14
Coding region: 16-1842 (608 amino acids)
Biological process (GO): actin polymerization or depolymerization; positive regulation of actin filament polymerization; protein homotetramerization
Cellular component (GO): cytoskeleton
Molecular function (GO): profilin binding; actin binding; SH3 domain binding
Source: RefSeq, a predicted model, not a curated record
UGUGCACGUCUGUGCAUGUGCUCUGCGGCCACUGUAUUCUCUGCAUUAUGUGGGAGGUGCAUAAACACUGUACGUGUGUGUGCAUGUCUGCUGGGUGCACAUGUGCAUGCUCUGCGCGCGCUGUCUGGGUUGGCGGGUGGUGCAGGUCGUGGGCCGGCUGCCGGGGGAAAAGCCGAGCUCCCGGCGGCGGCAGCAGGCGUGGGGCUGGCUGCAGGCUGGCGGAAGUGUUUGUCGGCAGCAGUGGGCAGCAGAGCUCCGCGGGCUUUGUGUUGGUUUCCUCUCGCUCACGCGCCCAGGGAGCGGGGAAGAUGGCAGGGCCCCGGGACCAGCUGUCAGCCGCCGGGGACCAGCUCCACAGCGAGCGCCCUUGACGCUGGAAGAUGCGAUUGCAAGGGCCGCGGGGGGAGAGCAGCCCCGGCGCAGCAGGGAGCCCCAGCCCCACGUCGUGCAGCCGAUGCGGCAGCCUCCGCGCUUCCCUGGCGUUCACCGCGUUCGGGGGGGUCCGACAUUAACCACCCGGCCGCAGCUCGCCGAGCCGGACGCGCAGACCGGCUUCCCCGGGGACGCACCGAGCGAGUCCCCUCAACUGCAGGGAAGAUGAGCGAACAGAGUAUUUGCCAAGCCCGGGCUUCAGUUAUGGUCUAUGAUGAUACCAGUAAGAAAUGGGUGCCAAUAAAGCCAGGACAGCAGGGAUUCAGCAGAAUCAACAUAUACCACAACACUGCCAGUAACACCUUUAGAGUAGUUGGAGUUAAACUACAAGAUCAACAAGUAGUGAUUAAUUAUUCAAUUGUGAAAGGACUGAAGUACAAUCAAGCAACACCUACCUUUCAUCAGUGGCGCGAUGCACGGCAAGUCUACGGCUUGAACUUCGCAAGCAAGGAAGAGGCUACCACAUUCUCCAAUGCAAUGUUGUUUGCGCUGAAUAUCAUGAAUUCACAGGAUGGAGGUCCAACUAUCCAGCGCCAGGUUCAGAAUGGACCCUCUCCGGAUGAAAUGGAAGUGCAGCGAAGGCAAGUGAUGGAGCAGCAGCAGCAACAGCGCCAGGAAUCUCUGGAAAGAAGAACCUCUACCACAGGUCCCAUUCUUCCACCUGGUCAUCCCUCUGCUGCCACAAUCCCUGCUUCGUCCAGUGGGCCCCCACCUCCGCCACCCCCGCCAGUACCUCCUCCGCCUACAGGAGCAGCGCCACCUCCCCCACCUCCACUGCCGGCAGGUGGAGGACACGGGGGUAGCACUGACGAUGGGUCAAUGUCAGGACUAGCAGCAGCCCUGGCUGGUGCCAAACUCAGGAGAGUACAACGGCCAGAAGAUGGUUCCGGAGGCUCCAGCCCCAGUGGGGCCUCUAAGAGCGAUGCCAAUCGAACAAGUAGUGGAGGAGGAGGAGGAGGACUAAUGGAAGAAAUGAAUAAAUUACUGGCAAAAAGGAGGAAAGCAGCGUCACAGUCAGACAAGCCAGCUGACAAAAAGGAAGAGGAAAGCCAAAACGAAGAUGCUAGCACCUCACCUUCACCAGUCACACGAGGCCCUAGCCAGCAGCUGAAUUCUUCAGACCCUGGGAAGAAGCCAUGGGAAAGAAGCAAUUCUGUUGAAAAGCCUGUAUCUUCAUUACUCUCUAGAAAUCCAUCAGUGAAGAGUCUUGAAGCUAAGAGUCCCAUACAAUCCCAACUACCUUCUAAGAUGAAGCCCGUGAGCAGCAGCAAUGAUGUGGCUAUGGAUGCCUUAGAUUUUGAUCGAAUGAAACAAGAAAUAUUGGAGGAAGUUGUAAGAGAGUUACACAAAGUGAAAGAAGAGAUCAUUGAUGCCAUAAGGCAGGAGUUGAGUAGAAUCAGUACAACAUAAUGACUGCACAGCAUCUGCGAGGUACUAAGGAUGCUAGGAAGAUUGGAUCAUUUCUAAGUGUACCAAAGUCAUGCAAGAUGAUGAAAGAGGACACCUGCACUGUCUUUAUUCUUAAACCCUUUUUAUUAGCAGACUGAGCACACUUUGAAGCUUGCUGCUGCCUUGGAUUUGCUUCAUUUUAAAAGUCUUAAUCUAAAGAAAAUAUUAAAUUUUAAAUUUCUGGAUUUUUUAGAUUUCAUCUGACAUGGCACAUCAGAUUUGUCAUCCUUUUUUUGUAUUUUGUAUUUGCUUAUUUAAAUGUAUUAUGUUUCUUUUUAGUAGUAGGUAAGAAAACGUGAACCAUUUGCUUUUAAUAGAUGACUUCAAAGUAAUUUUACUGGUAGUCUGCAAUGUAAAUGAAGACCCUUUGCCAACAGAAACGUAUUGUGGCAUCACCAGAAGAAACAGAGACAUGUUAGUUGUCAGAUGACAAGGUCUUUGACUCAGUUAUCACAAUAUUAAAACGGUACGUCAGUGCACCACAGUAUCUAUGUUCAUAUUGGUAAUAAACUGUUUAUUGUCCA